AUGUCGACCUCUUCGGGGACCCCCGAGUCCUGGAUCGCGAGCUUUUGCGCGCUGCCCGGCCACGAAUACUUUGCUGAGGUGUCCGAGGAGUUUAUCGAGGAUGACUUCAACUUGACGGGCCUGCAGACGCAGGUGGCCAUGUAUAAAGAGGCGCUCGAGAUGAUUCUCGACGUGGAACCAGAGGAUGACGAGGAUGAUGAAGAGGAGGAAGAGGACGACGACGAGAACGAAUCGGGCCUGGAGGAGGCCGACCGUGCAGACUUGCGACGCGGCGCAGAGCGGCGGCACCACAGCAGGAUGGCUAGCGACCUGUCCGUCAUCGAGUCGUCCGCCGAGAUGCUGUACGGCCUCAUCCACCAGCGCUUCAUCUGCUCCCGGGUGGGCAUCCAGCAGAUGAGCGAGAAGUACGAGUUUGGCCACUUCGGCUGCUGUCCGCGGACGCACUGCGAGCAGGCACGCACCCUGCCCGUCGGCCUGUCCGACAUUCCCGGCGAAGACACGGUCAAGCUCUUCUGCCCGUCCUGCCUCGACGUCUACGUUCCGCCCAACAGCCGGUUCCAGACCGUCGACGGCGCCUUCUUCGGCCGCACGUUCGGCGCCCUCUUCCUCCUCACAUUCCCCGAAUACGACCUCACCAAGCGCGGCGCCGACGUGCUGUCAACCACAAACUCCAAAGUGCCCGACGACGAGAGGAUCCUCAACGGCAUGUACGCCAAGAACAUUGCGCCGGGCCUGGGCAGAGGCCACAUCUACGAGCCCAAGAUAUACGGCUUCAAGGUCUCAGAACGCGCGCGGUCCGGCCCCAGGAUGCAGUGGCUGCGAGACCGGCCCGACGACAUCACCGAGCUGGACGAGGCACGCCUCUACCACGAGCAAAACCCCGAUUCGGAAGAGGAAGACGACGAGUCCAUGCAAGUCAACGGCCGAGCGCUGGUCCGACGGCGGCUCCCGGGCAAUGCUCGCCUCCGCCAGCGGCAACAACAAAAUCACAGCGGUAGCCCCAUGGCCAUGUCCGCCAACGGUGCCGAGUCUGAGCUGUAG
Messenger RNA from Trichoderma citrinoviride, 1041 nucleotides. Its product is annotated as casein kinase II, beta subunit. Bases 1 to 1041 code for a protein of 346 amino acids. NCBI's taxonomy places the organism in Eukaryota, Fungi, Ascomycota, Sordariomycetes, Hypocreales, Hypocreaceae. Gene Ontology annotation, molecular function: protein kinase regulator activity. The transcript has 2 exons. The record is from RefSeq and is a predicted model, not a curated record. Gene Ontology annotation, cellular component: cytoplasm; protein kinase CK2 complex.